AUGUUUGAGGCGUGAUAGUUUGGUCGACCCAAAUCAGGAAAACCUCGUUUAAAUUAUCAUGUCAAACUCGGUUAAGUCCAUUUUUUUUUAAUCGAAUCAAUUUGGCUUGUGCCCUAUACAAAAUCCCCACACGGACUGAAUAAAAAGAAGCGGUUGAACGACAAAACGCGGAAAAGUUGGCCAAGCCAAUUCAUUCAUCGUUCCACGAACAUCGGCGGGCAUUACUCGCAUUUGGCACGCACGACCUUACGCUGCUCGACUGUUUUUUUAUUUCAAAGUGCAUUUUACGUGAUUUUUUCGGGGCGCGAAAAUGAAAUCGCGCAAGUGACGCAUUUCCAACCCCAUUCAAGUGCCGGAUUUCCGACAGGCGCUUCGGCACAAUUUCUCCCUGGCUCGAUUAUUGAAUUGUAAUUAGCAACCGCCGAAAUUUCGUUGUGGAAUGGCAACAGGGCGAUUGGCUUUUGUUCGGGCGCAGCCAAUCAACCACCGGGAGUCUGGAUUGGAUCCCAUCGUUGUGGGGCUGCAGCGUUGCCAAGCUGGGUAUUAAUUGAAGAAAAACCCGACGUAUGUAGAAUGGGCGCAGCUCAAGUUUCAGCCCCCCAUUCCAUCGCCUUGGUGGUUCUGUUGGGCAUUUUGGUGUCGCCAGUGGUACCUAGAAGUGAGGCGGUUCCUCAAAGCCAACAGCAGCCCAAGUCGCGCCAGAAAAGAAUCUUAUGGGUUACCGAAGAUGGACGGCUGGCCCUUCCGCCAGGCACCACCAUGGUGAUUUCGCCCUCUCUAUCCAUGCCCUUCGUCAGGCAUCCUCCCAAGGGGUUCUUCUCCAACAUAACAAUCAGCCUGCCCUUUACCAUCGACUUUGACAAGUUGGGGCUGACGGACAACGAAAACCCCUUUGGGGAUGUGCCCCCUUUACUGGCCAGGUCAAUGGGGCGAGCGGCUGGCGGUGUGCUGGCCGACUACAUUGGCAAUAUUCUAGAGGGCAGGAAAGGCAAAAGGUCGGCAGACACGCCCCAUCCGGGACUGGCUGGCCAAUUACAAGGCGGCGAACGGGCUCUUCUUUACUUGGCUGUUGAGGAGCUGUUGGAGAACUUUGGGCUGGAUGGGCGCGCCUGCCUGCUAAGGGCCAUAUGCGAGGUGCACGCCCAUCCUUUGCGUGGAUUUGGACUUUUGGGGGAGAUGCUGAAGCUCUUUCUCAGUGCCAGCAAAUCGCCGUACGCGCACUUGAUGCAGGAUUACGUGGAGGCGGAAAAGGCCGGCCGAGGAGGAAAAGAAGGACCUGCAGAGUGCUGGCCCUAUAUGAAGGACUGUCCUAAGUCGAUAUUCAUGCGGCGGCACAGCCCCUACAGCCAGGACAUGGACAAUGAGGUCGGUGAGGAAACCAUCCACAAUCCUGCCGUAGGCAGCAUGUAGGAGGCAGAAGCCCCCAGCAGGCAUUGAUAGUGAUACCAAAUAAAUCAGGAUGUGAUUAGUACACUAAGUCAGUUAGUUGGAUUUGCCAUUGGGUUAAUUAACAAAAAAAAAACGGUUAAUCAAAUGGCAAACAGGUAUAAUGGGGGUUGUUCUCGUGUAAAUAGCUUAUAGUAUUUAUUUCAUUUGGCAUUGUUGCGGUACAUGUUACGUUGUCUACUCCUUAAACUAAAUAAGCAUUGUAAAUAAUUCGCUAGUCCAGAAAAUGUGUCAUAUAACAUUAGGCCCACAAAUAUACCAUGUCACGACUGA
Molecule: messenger RNA, 1719 nt
Organism: Dendroctonus ponderosae (mountain pine beetle)
Lineage: Eukaryota; Metazoa; Arthropoda; Insecta; Coleoptera; Curculionidae
Exons: 8
Coding region: 574-1410 (278 amino acids)
Source: RefSeq, a predicted model, not a curated record